GGACUCUUCUGCUUACGAAGAUGCUAUAUAUAGUCGUCCAUUUCGCUUCGUUAAAACUUAUAGCGAAAUCUCUAAUUACUUAAUCUCUGAAUGUUGUUUAAGAUAAUAAUAAUCUAAAAGUGAUUUAACUAAACGAUUAAUUUGUGGAGAUUAAAAGAAGUUUCAAUGGCAAGAGGUCGAAAGCUGACAACGAGCCAGAGCGAGAGGUAUCUAGGAAGCAGCUACAGUUACGGUGACAGUAACGGAAACUCCGUCACCGACGAAUCAGAGCUCACGGAGGAGGACAUCUGGUCACAUGCCGUCGAUCACAGCCCGGAGAUGCUGGAAUCUCACGGCGCGUGGAACACACGCGAUGCUGUGGUGAGGAAUGGGCGCGUGGGUGGUGGUUUGUCGCUGGCGUUUGAGGACGCGUCAUCUUCGCCGAGGAUCGUGCACCAGAUACGUGGCGGAGGAGAAGGAGGAGGCGGUGGAGGGGGAGGAGGAAGAGUUGAGAGGCAGUUGGCGUCGUCGGCGCCGGUGAACGUGCCGGAUUGGAGUAAGAUUUACAGAGUCAACUCGGUUGAGUCGAUACACGAGUCGGAGGAAGAGGAGGAGGAAGAUUCCAGGAUGAUGAUGCCGCCGCAUGAGUAUCUUGCGCAGAGCCAAAAGCGGCGGAGCAGAAAAUCUGGUGGCGGGGGCUCUGUGUUUGAAGGAAUUGGAAGAACUCUCAAAGGACGAGAAUUAAGGCGCGUUCGAGACGCGAUUUGGAGCCAAACAGGGUUCUACGGCUAAGUUAGUAAUAUAUAAUUUGAAAAAAAAAACAUUUUAAAACAAAAACCUUUGAAAAAUAUUUUGCUUAUUUUGUCAGUUUAGAGUUAAUUUUGCAACUUUCUUGAAUCCCAAGCUUGAGAUGUAUAAGAUUUAUAAUUGGCUUCCCAUGCAAAUGCUUUUUCUUUUUUUACUUUUUAGAUUGAUAAAUUAAUUGUGGAAAAAUUUUCAAGAACCUCAUGUGCUAUGUGUAUAAUUUUCUCUC
Molecule: messenger RNA, 1012 nt
Organism: Arabidopsis lyrata subsp. lyrata
Lineage: Eukaryota; Viridiplantae; Streptophyta; Magnoliopsida; Brassicales; Brassicaceae
Exons: 1
Coding region: 166-771 (201 amino acids)
Source: RefSeq, a predicted model, not a curated record